This is a messenger RNA of Symbiodinium pilosum, 3315 nucleotides long. NCBI's taxonomy places the organism in Eukaryota, Dinophyceae, Suessiales, Symbiodiniaceae. The record is from the annotation of a GenBank genome assembly.
AUGGGAGCUUGUGGUCGGCAAUUUGGCCGCUGGUUGUGGGCAGGCGAAUGCAUUUCGCUGGGUGCCAGGUGUGGCUUUACUCGUGGGGCAAGGGCACUGACGUCAGACGGCGUUGGGGCCAGCCCUUUUCCGGACUUCGAUGACGGCUUGCAAAAAGAGUUGGACGAUUUAGGAAGGCCAGGGCUGCAGGAAGAGCGUUACGAACGCCAGGCAUUUCGCUCCAGCAACCAGAGGAAAAUCGGCGCAAAUUUCGCUCCAGAUGACAGCGGCGACUUUAUCCUUUCAUUGGCUGUCCGACGGCACGUGACUGGUUAUGUGCUUCUUCGAUUCCGAGAUCUUUUGCCUUUGCAGUUAGGUCUCGUGGAUUAUGCCAAGCAUGGACCGGAUGAAGCGCAGAAAAAAGGAUUGGAUGUUCUUGCAGUUCUACGAGACUUGCGACAGACGGCACCAAAGAAACUGUUGCAAUUCAUUGGUGAGGAGGACACUGACAUAUUGGAAGAAGAGUUCCGAAACAGGCAAUGGAAAUGGGUAGUGGCCAUGGAUGAUUCAACGAUUGACCGAGGCCCACCCAAGACCGUUCGAGAAAGUCAUGCCCAGCGUACUGUCUCCAUGUUGCAAGGGCUUGUGAUUGCUGAUUGUAAGCGGAUCUUUAAGUCAGCGCCACAGGUCAUACAUCCCAGAAGGAGCCGUUUGCACGUGGGCGUGAGAGGCGGCCCGACUGAAGAAGCAAGGAAAGCGGUCUUUGACAUUGCCUCCAAAGAGGUGCCGGACUUUCCUGUCAUACGGUACCGCUCCGGAACAAUUUCCGAGGACUCACUCGUGAUGUCAGACGCAUGGGCCUCGGCCAGGAUGGCACAGCGUGUCGUUCUACUCGCCCACAAGCGAGAAGACCAAAAGCUGAUGAAUUUCCUUCGGCAACAGGCCAUAGAAUCAAAGCAGAUAAAAAAGCUGGCGCAGGUGGUCUCAGAAUUAUAUCCGCGCCGGGAGAGCAAAGACCUCUCAGAUGUGAUGGAAAAGAAGAUCGAAGCAAUGGUUGAGGACAAGCUCAACAAAUUUCUGGAUGAGGCAAAGCGAACUGCGAAAAGCUUCGUGGUCUUCGUCGCAGGCUUCGUGCGGCCAUGUGUGGAGAGUGAUGACGAGCUGCCCCCACUGGUUGGGAGUGGUUCGCAGGCAACAACAGCAUCUCACACGGCAUCGCCACCCAAGCAGGACGUCCAAAAGCCACCGGAGGAUGCGGACGAAGAAGAUGAUGAUGAGCUGCCACCUUUGAUCAGCCAGCUGGACGUGCGAUGGACGCACAAUCUCGCCUGCCUCCUGUUCCACGCCAGGCAAAAGCUGCCCUCCAGUGCGACUCUUGGGGACCGGGCUGGCGUGCCAUGGAGGGACGAGAUGAUUUGGACGAUGCUCUUGAUGUCCUCGAAGAUGGCCACUACCAGGAAGCCGAGCUUCUGGCCGGGGAGGUUCAGCGCCAAGCAGCCUGGUUCUCAAAAGAACAAGUGCUAUAUUGCUCGGGCGCAGGGGGGCGAUGCAGAGCGAGAGGCCGAUGCUCUCCGAGUCGUAGCGAAGGCGAGAAUCAAGGCUGCUGAGCACAAAGGUUUUGAAGGACUUCCAGAUAUCGAGGUCUUGGAGCAAGCGCUUCAGGCAGCAAACAGCGAGAUCUUCACUUUCCAAAAGCAUGGCGAGAUCGUGGCAAAGGCUGUCAUGCAGCUGGCUUUGGCCGAAAUCUACUUGGCCAUGGACAGCCACGCACAAGCUCUCCCGGCAGCGCAGCAAUCCUUGUCUGCGAUGCAUAAGGCUGACGCGCCUACAUUGCGACACAUCAUGGCCUACCGCGCUCUAGCAGACAUCUACCUUGCUCAGGGUCGCUGCAGUUUGGUGACGACCUCAGUUGGUCCGGAGGUGGCGCGAAUGGCAUCUGAAGCCAGGGUGCAUGCCAGCAAAAGGCCUUCUGACAUGGCCGAAGCGGGCUGUGCUGGUUGCGACAUGGCCUUCUUCAUCUCGCUGCAUGGUGGAGCCGAGCACUUCUUCUGCUCUUCUUCCUGGUUCACACCUAUCUUUGGCAAGGAGGUAAAGCAAAGGAGAGCGGUAGUAGAGCAUGAGCAGAGCAAAGGUCUGGCCGCAUUUUGGCACGACCUCAGUGCAAGCGCUGGAGAAGUUAACUUGGAGGCAAAGGAGGGCGGCUUUCACGAGUUUUCUGAACACUUGUCAUCAUCGGGGUCGCGUGAGGCCAACAUACACCCCGCUGUGUUGAUGCCCUUUCUGAUCCCUUUCGACGUGUCGGGUAGGCCCUUCAACAUGACCGCAGCAACGGCAGCGAUUGUCGUUUGGUUGAAGCGGAUGCAAAGCUGGCUCCUCCUGUCCUGGCUGUCUGCCAUCGGACUUCUUCUCUGGCUGCACAUCCGUGGAGAGAACGCAAGCUGCCCACUUCGGGUGAUGGCUUCUGUUUCCACACUCAAGACGGCACUUCUCAACUUCUACUUUCAGGGCUUCUCAGCGCGCUUGACAGACCCGCUGGUGCCUGCUUGGGCCUUGCUGAUCAUCGCAUUUGCGCAGCUGGCGGAUGGUGGCAUACCCGAAGCUCGCUGGGUCAGCCGAUGGUGCAACAAGGCCAUCAUGGCAGUGAUGGUGACUUCCUAUUUCUUAGCUGGAUGUUACAAGCUCAGUGCGGCCGGGCUGAACUGGAUGGAUGGUACUGUCUUGCAGCACUACGCGGGAUUGUACAUGAGGGAGCAGCAGUGGAGCAAGCAUCUUUUUGCUGUGCUGUGCAGGGCUCAUGCCUGGCCAGUACUCUGCAGCUGCGGCCUGCUGUUCGAGAUUCUUUGUCCGCUGGCGCUUUUCUACCCGUCAAUGCGACAUUUGGUGGUAGGCACCGCGAUCGUUUUUCAUCUUGGAAACCUAUUCCUUAUCACGUUGAACGGAGACCGCUUCCUCACGUGGGUGUGGACACUGCUCUUCGUGGUUGACUUUCCGGCCGCGCUGGUCAGAAAUGUAGCUAUUGUAGCCGGUGCAUGGAGCGAACCAGUCUUAUCGAGUGAUGAUGCCUUCCUCCUCCAAGUGCCUGCAGUUCAGAGCCCUGCUCUGGUCUCGAAACAUGUAGCACCAACCGUCAGCUUGCAGACCUCAUACGGGCUCCUUGCCACAUUUGUGAUGGCAGUCUGGCUUUCGAUUGGCAUUCCAAGAUCUGUUAACCUUGUGCAUACGGACUGGCCGUUUGUCGGCCCUGACAUGUUCUCUCACAUCGGCCGCUGGUCCUCACCAUCGCCUUUUCAAGACAUUCUUCAGGAUCAGAUGAAUGGGCAAAGGCGGAAAGCUUAA